UAAUGUAUGAGGUCCUUAUCUUCUUGCUCAUGACUUGGAUACUGGUGAUGGGCCAUCAGGCUCGAUGUUAGCCGGUGGAAAGUCAUGGCACCAUCAUCUCGGAUAUUUUCGUACCCGUAUCCGGCGACAGGAAUGGAUGAUCGAUUUACUCUCAUGUUAUAAAGAUCGCCCUGAUACCAGUUCAAAAUAAAUCAUUAUCCAGAUUCUUCAAAGUACCAUUGCAUCAUGCCUGCUCCGUUGAUUUUCAUAACUGGUGCUACCGGUUUUAUUGGCAGUGCCACGGCUGUUCAAGCUCUCAAGUCCGGAUAUCAACUUCGAAUUGCCGUUCGCCAGAAGUCCGAGAAACUCGAAUCAUUGUUGUCAGAGUACCGCGAGCAACUGGAAUUUGUCAUCGUUCCAGAUCUCACCGAGGAGGCUGCGUUUCGAGGGAAGCUGGAUGGAGUGGACUAUGUCCUCCACCUAGCGUCGCCUCUUGCCAACGGCACCGACAAGGAAGCUUUUUUCCCCCCCGCGGUGAAAGGAACGCUGGCUGUACUCAAGGAGGCAGCUAAGGUUCCAGGAAUUAAGAAGGUGGUGGUUACUUCAUCUAUCGCUUCCUUGAUUCCUCUUAUUGGACUUCUGAACGGUGGUGUCAUUAGAGAGGAUAACGACUGGGAUUUGGCCGUGGAUGCCACAGCAGAUUUUGUUGAUCCCAGUAAUCCCGCGGCAACACCGAUGACUUUGUACCGAGCGUCCAAGCUGCUUGCGAACAAUGCGACAUGGGAUUUUUGGAAGACAGAAAACCCGCAGUACUCCCUGGUGACUCUUCAUCCGUCCUUUGUCUUCGGGCACAAUCUCGUGCAAUCUUCCGCCAAAGAGAUUGAAGCAGGAUCCAAUGGAAUCAUCUGGGGUAGUGUGAUGGGAGGCGUCCCACUUGGAGGCAUCACGGGUGUUCACGUCCAAGAUGUUGCUGAGGCCCACAUCAAGGCGUUAGACCCGAAGAUAAAGAAUGGUACCAAGUAUCUGCUCUCUGGGCCGCCAACAACAUGGAAAGAGGUCGCUCGAAUUGCGCACGAGUUCUACCCCAAUGUUGGUGUCAAGCUUACAGAGCGCGCUGAGGGCGCCUCUAUGCCGACUGAUACCACCAAAGCCGAAGUUGAAUUGGGAAUGCAAUGGCGGUCUUGGGAGGAGAUGGUGCGCAACGUGAUGGACCAGCAAUUGGGCUUCCUCUAAGACCGAGCCACGGAGAGCUUGGAACUGAAUUAUAUCUUGACUUCCAUAAAUCACUAUCCUGUUUAUUCUGUUAUAUGUCUAUUUUUCAAUUCUUGAUUUCUUAUUCCAUUCUGAGGUUGACUUUCUCUAAGUCCAAUCGGUAGACAAAAGUAACAGAUUUAUGUAAGGGCCCUACCAGACCUUCC
Aspergillus uvarum CBS 121591 is the source of this 1397-nucleotide messenger RNA. Its product is annotated as putative 3-beta hydroxysteroid dehydrogenase/isomerase. Gene Ontology annotation, molecular function: oxidoreductase activity, acting on the CH-OH group of donors, NAD or NADP as acceptor. The record is from RefSeq and is a predicted model, not a curated record. Bases 226 to 1212 code for a protein of 328 amino acids. The transcript has 2 exons. NCBI's taxonomy places the organism in Eukaryota, Fungi, Ascomycota, Eurotiomycetes, Eurotiales, Aspergillaceae.